AUGGACAGAGUGGAGACGACCGUGGACGAGGUGUUGGAACGAACCGACGAAGUUCUCAAGAUGAACAUCAGCAUGAAGUACACGGCCCUGCAAGAUAUCGAUCAAAUCAUUCAGAAGGGAGCUCUCUUCAUUCCAGAUUCCCUCAAACUCACAAGAGUCCUGAACAUCUGCAUCCAUGGAGCAUCUGACCUACCUGGACUGGAUAGAGAUGGCAAGUCCGAUCCUUACUGCAUGCUCUACAGCAAUGGAAAAAAGAUCCUCUGCACGCACUACAUUCCACACACGAAGAAUCCAAAAUGGGAGGCUUACACGCAAUUCAUCGUUGAGGAUAUCAGCAAGGUAGUGUUAUCCUUCGUGGUUUAUGACUGGGACGGACCAUCGGCCCAUGAUGACGACUUCCUCGGCUCCACACACAUCGUCAUGUCACUGCGCUACUUCCGCGAUGUUCAACAGCGCUCCUCAAUGAAUUUUGCUAACAGAUGGGUAAUUGAUGGAGAAGUAGUCAGAGAACGCUCCUCAAUGAAUUUUGAAAACAGAUGGGUCUUGAGAUCCGCUCUGAACUUCGCAAGUGAUGGAGAAAUAGUUAGAGAAGUAGGUAGAGAGUUCCAGAGAAAAGGACCAGAAAAAGCAAAAGCAGAUUUGGCAAAAGAGUGUUUAACACGAGUUAAGAAAAAGCGAGAAAAAGAAGACGAUCGUAAACCGGGGCGUUUAGAAGGAUUAAGUUUAAGACACAUAGAAUCAGACCAAGCGAUAAUCGAAGAAAGACAUAGAGAUAAAUUAUGA
Molecule: messenger RNA, 783 nt
Organism: Helobdella robusta
Lineage: Eukaryota; Metazoa; Annelida; Clitellata; Rhynchobdellida; Glossiphoniidae
Exons: 7
Coding region: 1-783 (260 amino acids)
Source: RefSeq, a predicted model, not a curated record